Molecule: messenger RNA, 1412 nt
Organism: Scatophagus argus
Lineage: Eukaryota; Metazoa; Chordata; Actinopteri; Scatophagidae
Product: transcription factor HES-2-like
Exons: 3
Coding region: 205-948 (247 amino acids)
Biological process (GO): regulation of transcription by RNA polymerase II; anterior/posterior pattern specification; regulation of neurogenesis
Cellular component (GO): nucleus
Molecular function (GO): DNA-binding transcription factor activity, RNA polymerase II-specific; RNA polymerase II cis-regulatory region sequence-specific DNA binding; protein dimerization activity
Source: RefSeq, a predicted model, not a curated record
UGAAAGCAGCAGCUUUAUGUGUUUUGUGUGCGUAAUUCGAUCCUGGAUGAACGUUAAAGUCUUAAAUUUUAAACGCAAUAAAGCGCAACAUCAUCACGGAAACUCUGCAUACCAGCGGUAGACCCAGUGGGACCAGAUGGCCCAGACAGUGGCACCUCUCAUCUCCCAAAGGCAACGCCCUCCUGUGUCAAAUCCCCAAGCAGGAUGGCUUGUGUUCCCUCCCCUUUGACGCGCCGGACUCCCAUAAAGAGGAGGCUCUUCAGCUCUGCGGCACACUCGAGCUCAGCCGCUCCAAGAGCAAGUAUCUCCCUUCAAAAAGCACAACAACAAGCAGCAAACAACAUGAGUCCCAGCAUCACUACUGAGGCCAACCAGCCUGUCACUGCAAGGUCCACUGUGGCACAGAGAAAACAAGCCAACGAACUGAGAAAGACUCUUAAGCCCUUGCUGGAGAAGAGAAGACGUGCUCGUAUCAACGACAGUCUUGCUCAUUUGAAAAACCUGAUUCUUCCUCUUGUUGGCAAAGACAACGCGCGCUACUCCAAGCUGGAGAAAGCUGACAUUCUGGAAAUGACCGUCCGUUUCCUCCGAGACCUCCCUGCCUCUCCUGUCAAAGAUUCCGCAGACAGUUACAGAGAAGGCUACAAAGCCUGCCUCCAGCGCGUCUCCGCUCUGCUUCCCCAAACGAGCCUGGAUCAAGACGCGUGCCAGCGGGUGAAAGACUUCAUCCAGCAAUCCUCGUCCUCCACCGUCACCCCAACCUGCCUGAACUGCUGCGCUCAAAGCUCCAGGACUUUCCCUGCGAUCCAACAGAGACUCCUGAGCCUCAAAUCCAGCUUCAGCUCCAGGCUGGAUAGCCAGUCCCGCAGCAGCAGCGGCGCAGUGGCUCCCGUCCGAGAGCAGCCAUUCCCACAGGCAGUGAACGCUGCCAUGUGGAGACCUUGGUAGAUUAGAUGGACAUUUAUCUCAUGUGUGUUAUUUAUUUUUGUGAUGUUAUUUAUCUUACUUGUAUUUCAAUAACCGUAUAGCCUUAGAGAUGAAGAACCGUUGGAGUUGCUGUGUAAUAAUCUAAUUCAGUAUUUGGCUCAUUUGCUUUUAAUGCCAGAGAGCACGCGAGCACAGAUCUCAAAGAAACUGAAGUCUAUGAACGUUUAUAAAUGCAAUCCUCUUUGGGGUUUCAGAGAUAUGGGUUGUAGACAACACUUUUGUAAAACCCCAAGGGUUAUUUUGUUUGAGGUUUGCACGAUGGACUUAAAAGUAUUUUGGUCUGUGCAAAAGAAUAGUCUGUAAACACUAUGUGUUAAGUAGGAUUAUUAUUAUUAUUCACUGACAUUAUGUAAUUAAAAAAAACACACGCGUUGUGACACCUUCACAUGUUUUGUCAUUGACAAAAGCUCGUCAAUAAAUGUACU